Messenger RNA from Camelina sativa (false flax), 1347 nucleotides. Its product is annotated as E3 ubiquitin-protein ligase CCNB1IP1 homolog. Gene Ontology annotation, biological process: chiasma assembly. The record is from RefSeq and is a predicted model, not a curated record. Lineage: Eukaryota; Viridiplantae; Streptophyta; Magnoliopsida; Brassicales; Brassicaceae.
GAUUAUCUGAACACUGAAGUCAUCAUUUUCUAGUUUCUACUACUGCUCAUUAGUUCUGGAAAUUUGAAAUCUUCGUUUCUCGCGCCGCCAUUGAAAUCGAGAGAGUGAGAGAUUACGUCAGAUCGGUGAGCUUAAUCGCCGUCAAUUUAUUGUUCCUGUGCGACGCGUUCUCUUUAUCGCUCUAUCAAAAUCGAAGGUGCUUAGCAGCUUGAGAUACUUAAAUUAGAGGUUGACAUGAGAUGCAAUGCGUGCUGGAGGGAUUUGGAGGGCAGGGCCAUUUCCACUACCUGCGGUCAUCUAUUAUGCACUGAAGAUGCCAGCAAGAUUCUCAGUAAUGAUGGGGCAUGUCCCAUUUGUGAUCAAGUACUUUCCAAGAGUCUUAUGAAACCUGUGGAUAUCAAUCCAAAUGAAGAAUGGAUAAAUAUGGCGAUGGCUGGAAUUUCUCCACAAAUACUGAUGAAGAGUGCAUACCGAAGUGUAAUGUUUUACAUCGCCCAAAGGGACUUAGAGAUGCAGUACACGAUGAAUAGAGUUGUCGCACAGUGUCGUCAGAAAUGUGAAGGUAUGCAAGCAAAGUUUAGCGAGAAAAUGGAGCAGGUGCAUACAGCAUACCAGAAGAUGGGUAAGAGGUGUCAGAUGAUGGAGCAAGAGGUAGAAAACUUGACCAAGGAUAAGCAAGAGCUCCAAGAGAAGUUCUCUGAGAAAUCAAGACAGAAGAGGAAGCUUGAUGAGAUGUAUGACCAGCUAAGAAGUGAGUAUGAGUCAGUCAAACGUACAGCCAUCCAACCAGCAAACAACUUCUACCCCCGACACCAAGAACCCGAUUUUUUCUCAAACCCAGCAGUUAACAUGAUGGAGAACAGAGAGCCCAUUCGCAAAGACCGGUCGUUUUUCUCUCCUGCAACACCAGGGCCUAAAGAUGAGAUAUGGCCAGCAAGACAGAACAGUUCAAACUCAGGUCCGUUCGACAUCUCCACUGACUCACCCGCGAUUCCAUCCGAUCUUGGAAACAGAAGAGCAGGAGGAGGACAUCCUGUAUAUGGUGGUGGUGGUGGCAAUUCUAAUCCCCAAUCAACUCUACGAAACCUUAUUCUCUCCCCUAUUAAACGCUCUCAGCUCUCUCGUUCUCGCCCUCAACUGUUCACGCUAUAGCUUAAGGAUCAAGUUCAAGUGUUCUGAAACUGCCUUGGUGGAUGCCCUAAUAGCCACAACCAGUAAGUGACUACGUUUUUAUAAUAACCUGUCUGUCUUAAUAAGUAAAAAAUCUGAGAAAAUAAUUGUAGGAUUUGAGAAAAAGAAACACUCUCGUCUAUAUAAAUAAUAAUGGUAAAUCAUAUUUUAGUAGAA